Messenger RNA from Laetiporus sulphureus 93-53, 903 nucleotides. RefSeq lists its product as uncharacterized. The record is from RefSeq and is a predicted model, not a curated record. Lineage: Eukaryota; Fungi; Basidiomycota; Agaricomycetes; Polyporales; Laetiporaceae. The annotation marks the transcript as partial. The transcript has 10 exons.
GGGAGAAAGCUUGUAGUUUGUCUUGAUGGCACUAAGAACCAGUUUGGGUUAAAGAACACGAAUGUCGUGCAGAUCUACGCUCGUAUUGAGAAGAACGAUAAACAGCUCACGUAUUACAACAGCGGCAUUGGUACAUACGCCAAUCCCUCGCGCCAUUUCUCCUGGGCGCUCAUCAAGACAUGGUAUUCGAGCACGAUAGACCUAGCAAUAGCAUGGGACUUCCAGAAAAUCAUACUUGCUGCAUACCGAUGGUUAUCGGAACAUUAUAGGCCAGGAGACCAGAUUUUCCUCUUUGGAUUUUCUCGUGGUGCCUAUCAGGCGCGAGUCUUGGCCGGGAUGAUAGAGACAGUUGGACUUAUAUUCCCCGGAAACGAAGAGCAGAUUCCAUUUGCGUACGAGCUGUAUGCGAAUGAGCCUGAAGAAACGACGAUUGCACACCUGGCAGGUCGAUUCAAGCGCACAUUCUCACAUCCAGAUGUCCACGUACACUUCAUUGGUGCUUGGGAUACAGUCUCGUCGGUUGGCAUUACACGACCAAGGUAUUUGCCCAACAUACGAAUCGUUAGGCACGUGUGUUACUUUCGACACGCUCUUGCACUUGACGAACGGCGGGUCAAGUUUCCUCCGGAGGACGUGAUGCACGGACUGUUCGUACCGGAUAACAACAGUGAUGAUGGUGAUGGAGAAAGGACCCUCGAGCGAGUGAAAGAAGUAUGGUUUGCUGGAUGUCAUUCGGAUAAGCUAUUAAUGGACGGGAUAUCUGCGCUGUGGAUGGCGAAUGAAGCACGCCUCGCAGGUCUGAUCUUUGCUCCCUCUGCAUUCAAAGCGGAGCCAAACCAGUUCAAAACACAGCAAGUCACAGAGUCGUUAGAUUGGAGAUGGUGGAUUUUGGAGCUCUUACCU